AAUAAGUAAUACUUUUUUAAAGAAAAAAAGUGCGGGUUUACAGAGUGGAAGAGGCGGUGGUGAUUGAUGAUCGAGGAGGCGGUGAGCGCGGCAGUGGCGGCGGUGUUUGAAACGAAAGGCAAAAAUGGACGCGGUAGAUACAGUGGCGAACAAGUCAGAGGAUACAAUAGUUUGCUAUGCACCAACCAUGAUAACUACGAAUGGUGUAUGGCAAGGCGACAACCCUUUGGAUUAUUCGCUUCCUCUCUUCAUCUUGCAGUUGACGCUGGUCGUUGUCUCCACUCGCACCCUUGUCUUCAUCCUCAAACCCCUUCGCCAACCACGAGUGAUUUCUGAGAUUCUUGGAGGAAUAUUAUUAGGUCCAUCUGUGCUAGGACGGAGCCAAGGAUUUGCCAACACAUUAUUUCCCUUGAGGAGUGUGAUGGUGCUUGAAACGAUGGCAAAUGUUGGUCUUCUUUACUUCCUCUUCCUAGUUGGUGUAGAGAUGGACCUUUCAGUGAUUCGUCGGACGGGCAAAAAGGCUCUGGCCAUUGCUGUUUCCGGUAUGGUCUUGCCCUUCUUAAUUGGCGCUUGUUUCACAUUCAUUCUCCGCGAUCAGGAUUCAGAAGCCCUGGGUCAAGGCACGUUCAUCCUCUUCCUUGGUGUUGCUCUCUCGGUCACAGCAUUUCCAGUGCUUGCUCGAAUCCUUGCAGAUCUGAAACUCAUUAAUUCAGAACUUGGCAGAAUGGCCAUGUCUUCUGCUCUUAUCAAUGACAUGUGCGCUUGGGUUCUCUUGGCUAUAGCCAUUGCCUUGGCAGAGAAUGACUCUUCCUCCUUAGCUUCAUUCUGGGUGAUUCUUUCCAGUGUAGCUUUUGUCGUUUUCUGCAUUUUUGUUGUCAGGCCAGCAAUUACAUGGAUAAUUCGCAGAACCCCUGAAGGAGAAUCCUUCAGCGAGUUUUAUAUAUGUCUCAUUCUGACUGGGGUUAUGAUCUCGGGAUUCAUUACAGAUGCCAUUGGGACACAUUCUGUAUUUGGAGCUUUUGUUUUUGGUCUGAUUAUUCCCAAUGGACCCCUUGGAGUUACUCUUAUAGAAAAGCUGGAGGACUUUGUAUCAGGGCUUCUACUCCCUCUCUUCUUUGCUAUUAGCGGUCUCAAGACUGACAUAGCUGCUAUCAAAGGAGGUCGAACCUGGGGAGUCUUAGCCUUCGUUAUCUUCCUUUCCUGUGCUGGCAAGAUAGCAGGAACUCUUCUUGUCACAACCUUCUACCAGAUGCCCCUUAGUGAAGGAUUUACACUUGGCUUACUCAUGAACACCAAAGGCCUCAUUGAAAUGAUUGUUCUCAACGUUGGCAAAGAUCAGAAGGUCCUAGAUGACGAGUCGUUUGCGAUCAUGGUAGUUGUAGCGGUGGUUAUGACUGGGAUCAUCUCACCCAUUGUGGCAACCAUUUACAGGCCAUCAAGGAGGUUUGUACCGUACAAACGUCGAACGAUUCAAAAAUCAAAACCAGAUGGAGAGCUACGAAUGCUAGUGUGCAUCCACACCCCUCGUAAUGUCCCAACAAUGAUCAACCUGCUUGAAGCCUCUCAUCCCACCAAAAAAUCUCCAAUAUGCAUUUAUGUACUCCAUCUUGUUGAACUCACUGGCCGUGCAUCUGCCAUGCUCAUUGUCCACAAUACCCGCAAAUCUGGUCGCCCGGCCUUAAACAGAACUCAAGCUCAAUCCGACCACAUAAUCAAUGCCUUUGAAAAUUUCGAGCAACAUGCAGGCUGUGUCUCCGUUCAGCCCCUCACAGCCAUUUCCCCUUACUCCUCCAUGCAUGAAGAUAUUUGUAGCUUGGCUGAGGACAAACGUGUUGCCCUCGUAAUCAUCCCUUUCCAUAAGCAACAAACAGUUGACGGAGGGAUGGAAGCUACAAACCCAGCAUUUCGAAUGGUUAACCAGAAUUUACUUGCAAAUGCACCUUGCUCCGUGGGAAUUCUAGUCGACAGAGGCCUAAGUGGGUCAUCGCGCUUGGCAGCAAACGAAAUGUCUCACCGUAUAGCUGUGCUAUUUUUGGGGGGACCAGAUGACAGGGAAGCACUUGCAUAUGCAUGGAGAAUGAGUGAACAUCCAGGGACUAGACUUACUGUGCUACGAUUUGUUCCAGGUGAGGAUGCAGUUGAGUCUACAAUGCAGCCUACUAGUGAUCAAAAUGACCCAAGGAUAUUAACAGUGGAAACAGACAACAGUAAGGAAAAGCAGCUCGAUGACGAAUGUAUAAAUGAUUUCAGGAUCAAGAUUGCAAAUGAUGAGUCCGUUACAUACACUGAGAAAGUGGUCAACAAUGGAGAGGAAACGGUUGCAGCAAUAAGGACAUUAGACAGCAGCCACGACUUGUUCAUCGUUGGGAGAGGACAAGGAAUGAUGUCGCCACUCACAACUGGACUUACUGACUGGAGUGAGUGUCCAGAGCUUGGCGCAAUUGGAGAUAUUUUAGCUUCUUCAGAUUUUGCAUCAACAGUCUCUGUGCUGGUGAUCCAACAGUAUGUCGGUGUAUUGCCUCUUGAAUCAAUCGGAACACCAGACAGCCCACUUCAGGCGGAUGACGACCCUAUGAACCGGCCAGCUCCACCAAGGGGACCGGCUGUUUUUGACUAGUAAAAAUAAACAACGGUGGUGGUGCCACUGAAGAACACUGAUCUGACUAUAAGAAAACGAACUCAAACCACAACACAUGCUAUUACCGCCCUUAAUUUUUUUUUCACUUUCUUUCCACCACUAUCUAGAAUUCUGGUUACAGGUUUCAUUCAUUUUGUCCAUGUACAUUAGAAAUAGAAAUACGUGGCUGACAAUUCAAAUACACUCUUUUAGUUAA
Messenger RNA from Theobroma umbraticum, 2834 nucleotides. It is a transcript of the gene CHX15, whose product is annotated as cation/hydrogen exchanger 15. Gene Ontology annotation, molecular function: antiporter activity. The record is from RefSeq and is a predicted model, not a curated record. Gene Ontology annotation, biological process: regulation of pH; proton transmembrane transport. Lineage: Eukaryota; Viridiplantae; Streptophyta; Magnoliopsida; Malvales; Malvaceae. Gene Ontology annotation, cellular component: membrane; endomembrane system.